Messenger RNA from Sclerotinia borealis F-4128, 228 nucleotides. The record is from the annotation of a GenBank genome assembly. Lineage: Eukaryota; Fungi; Ascomycota; Leotiomycetes; Helotiales; Sclerotiniaceae.
AUGGCUACCACUGCCUCUAUUGCUCCUCUGACCUCACACACAUUUGGCAAAGAUGCUAUAGCGUCAAUCACUAUUGAUACAAAGUCUACUCUAGGUAACAGUUCUACACCUUAUAAGUCUCAGUGGAAGUAUACAGAAGCUAUCUCUUUCACCAGAGAGAACUCUCUGGAAUCUAUCCAUCGAAAGACACCGACAAUCAGAUCGACUGGUUUCCUCACCACCGAGUAG